Molecule: messenger RNA, 1677 nt
Organism: Cyprinodon variegatus (sheepshead minnow)
Lineage: Eukaryota; Metazoa; Chordata; Actinopteri; Cyprinodontiformes; Cyprinodontidae
Gene: nkx2-1
Product: NK2 homeobox 1
Exons: 2
Coding region: 1-1050 (349 amino acids)
Biological process (GO): cell differentiation; regulation of transcription by RNA polymerase II
Cellular component (GO): nucleus
Molecular function (GO): DNA-binding transcription factor activity, RNA polymerase II-specific; RNA polymerase II cis-regulatory region sequence-specific DNA binding
Source: RefSeq, a predicted model, not a curated record
AUGUCGAUGAGCCCUAAGCAUACGACUCCUUUUUCUGUUUCCGAUAUCUUGAGUCCCCUUGAGGAGAGCUAUAAGAAAGUAAGUAUGGAGAAUAACAACUUGGGGGCACCUCUCGCUUCCUACCGGCAGCCGCAGGUCUCCCAGGCGGCGAUGCAGCAGCACCACAUGGGCCACAACGGGACUGUGUCAGCGGCUUACCAUAUGACUGCGGCAGGUGUGUCCCAGCUGUCACACACUGCCAUGGGGGGGUACUGUAACGGCAACCUGGGUAACAUGGGGGAGCUCCCGGCGUACCAGGAUGGGAUGAGGGGCAGCGCAGCGGCCACCGGCUGGUACGGAGCCAACCCCGACCCGCGCUUCUCCACCAUUUCUCGCUUCAUGGGCUCCUCGUCAGGCAUGAACAUGGGCAGCAUGGGUAGCCUCGGUUCCCUGGCGGAUGUGGGCAAAGGCAUGGGCUCCCUGUCCAGCACCCCGAGGAGAAAAAGACGGGUGCUUUUCUCACAGGCGCAGGUUUACGAGCUGGAGCGCCGCUUCAAGCAGCAGAAAUACCUGUCGGCGCCCGAGAGGGAGCACCUAGCGAGCAUGAUUCACCUGACCCCGACCCAGGUGAAGAUCUGGUUCCAGAACCACCGCUACAAGAUGAAGAGGCAGGCCAAAGACAAAGUGUCGCAGCAGCAGAUGCAGCAGGAGAGCGGCUCAUGCCAGCAGCAGCAACAGCAGCAGCAAUCUCCUCGGAGGGUGGCCGUGCCUGUGUUGGUAAAGGACGGCAAGCCGUGUCAAGGCAGCGGUCACACACCCACGUCCUCCACGCAGACACAUCACCAGCAGGGAGGCAAUGUUAUGAUCAUGUCCAACAACGCAUCCGGGCUCAGCCAGCAUCAGAGCCAGCAGGUGGGAAGCACGGGUCACUCCCCAGAUUUGGGGCAACACUCCUCCAGCCCGCCGUCUCUGCAGAGCCAGGUGGCCGGCCUCUCCCACCUUAACUCCCCCGGAGCGGAGUACGGCUCGGCCUUACAGUGCUCGGCCCUGUUGUAUGGCAGGACGUGGUGACAAGAAGCACCGGCUAUGAUUAAAAAAAAUAAAUAUCCCCUCUAAAGUAAAAUAAGACAUGUUUCAGCACACAUGCACGAAUUUGAACAAAAAAGAAAAACCCCGAGAGAAACCGAUGAAGCUUUUUAUUCUAAGGAAACUCAAAUGGAAGAAACUUUUUUGUCCCUCAUAAACUGGAUGUGAACGUCCUGGGAUUUAUUUAUGUAAAUUAUAUAAAGAGACAAAAGAAGAUUGUUUCCGUAGACUAAUAGCCAGGGGACACCUGUCUCUGAGCAGGACGCAUAAGCACGUCUGGACUGCAGAGAAACACAUGCAAUCUGCUUCUUUCUAAUAGAAUUUAAUGUACGCCGUAGUUCUAGCUUGUAUAUUUCUGUAAAAUGUUUGAAUCAUAGCUCUUUGUUGUACAAACCUUUUGAUGCUAUUGCUAGUUUGUUGUGGUUUCAUUGGUAUUUGUACGUUUUAUUUCUUUGUAACUUAUAUAGAUAUUUGACCUACAAAACCGUCUUAAUAAUAAAUUAUGGAAACGAGACAGCUAAACUGUUCUCUUGUGAAAUAUGUUCGCACCUGCGCUGUGGCAUUAUGUGGAAAAAAAUAUUGAAGAAAACAUUAGAUUAUUAUUAUUUUAUG